UCAAUAGUACCGAUUCAAAAUUAGGAAGAAAAAAAAAACUUUAAAAAGCUAAGCUCAAUUUGAAAACUCAAUUUUCAAGUAUUCCGUUUAUCGAUGAUUCAUCAUUUGAUCUCAAUUUUAGGAGGAACAAUUUGAUCAUUAGGAAAAAAAAAUUCAAAAUUUUAGACGAAUUUGAACCCUAAAAGGUAGCUGGAUGCAGAGGAUAAUGUCAAUUUCAUCGGAUUAUUUGAAUCUGCUUAGCAGUUAUUCAGCACCUAUAUGGGCAACUCUAGUUGCUGGGUUCUUCGUAAUCCUUACAUUCGCAUUCUCUAUGUAUCUCAUUUUCGAUCACUUAUCAGUUUACAAAAAUCCAGAGGAACAAAAGUUUUUGAUUGGAGUGAUAUUGAUGGUACCUUGUUAUGCUGUUGAAUCAUUUGUGUCAUUGGUAAAUCCGGCGAUUACUGUUGAAAUUGGGAUACUGCGUGAUUGUUAUGAAUCCCUUGCCAUGUACUGCUUUGGGAGGUAUCUUGUUGCAUGUUUAGGUGGAGAAAAGAGGACCAUACAAUUUAUGAAGAGGGAAGGACGUGCAGGUUCAAAGAUGCCACUACUAGAGCAUGGCUCUGAAAAGGGGAUUGUUAAGCAUCAUUUUCCCAUGAAUUAUAUUUUCAAGCCAUGGAAACUUGGUCAGUGGGUCUACCAAGUUAUCAAGUUUGGAAUUGUCCAAUAUAUGAUAAUCAAAGCAUUUACUGCUACUUUAGCAGUGAUUCUGGAAGGUUUUGAUGUAUAUUGUGAAGGAGACUUCAAAUGGAAUUGUGGGUAUCCAUAUAUGGCUGUGGUUUUGAAUUUCAGUCAAUCAUGGGCAUUGUAUUGCUUAGUUCAAUUUUAUACUAUUACAAAGGAUGAAUUAUCUCACAUCAAGCCGCUGUACAAGUUUCUAACUUUCAAGUCAAUUGUUUUCUUAACGUGGUGGCAAGGCCUGGCAAUAGCCCUGCUUUCUACACUUGGUUUCCUUAAAAGUCCAAUAACCCAAGCUUUACAGUUUAAAUCCAGCAUUCAAGAUUUUAUCAUAUGCAUUGAGAUGGGCAUUGCUUCUGUGGUCCACCUCUAUGUCUUCCCUGCCAAGCCAUACGAGCUGAUGGGAGACUGUUUUACUGGGGAUGUUGCAGUUCUUGGAGAUUAUGUAUCUGCUGAUUUGCCAGUAGAUCCUGACGAGGUUAGAGAUAGUGAACGUCGCACCAAAUCACGUCUUCCUCAACUGGACAUUGAUGAUAGGGGCGGAACAACCAUAAGAGAAAGUGUUAGAGAUAUCUUUAUUGGAGGUGGUGAAUAUAUAGUGAAUGACUUGAAAUUCACAGUAACCCAAGCAGUAGAACCUGUAGAGAAAGGAAUUCAAAAAUUACAUAAAAUCUCUCAGAACAUAAAGAAGCAUGACAUAGGGAGAAAAACAAAAGAUAAUAGUGGUGUUGCCUCAUCAUCUCCAACAAGAAGAGUCAUACGUGGGAUAGAUGAUCCCCUUUUGAAUGGAAGCGUAAGUGAUAGUGGAACUUCUAGGAGGAAGAAGCACCGUCGAAAAUCUGAAUAUACCAGUGCAGAAAGUGGAGGAGAGAGUAGCAGUGAUCAGAACUUUGGUGCUAUACAAGUUCGUGGUCAAAGGUGGGUUACCAAGGAUUAGUCAAGGACGAAGAGCUGAAAAGUAAAAUCCUAAAGAUCUGCGCAUAGUAUGCAUCUUCUCGUUUGGGAGCCUGCGGAGUUGCUUUAUUCCCCACUACAUUAUUCUUUCUUCUCCAAGGAAGUAGAAGUUUUGCUUCAGAGAAUUCAUAUUUCCUUUUCUUAUCCUCUUUAGAAAUGGAAGUGCUAUAUAUUAUGAAAGCACUUCUUGAUUGAUUAUAUACAUUGUCAUUGUUGCUGCACAUAAAUGGUUUUUGAAAUGUUGUAUAGGUUUAUUUAUCCUCCUGGGUUUAUGACCCCUCUGUAUCUGGAUUUGUAAGCUGCUUGAGGUUUCUUCAUUCAUGUGUAAAGAGAAUAGCUACUAAAUAGCUGACUACUCUACAGUUUUAACAAGUGUAACUUUGUUGAGAUGUAUUUCAGCAUGACAACAACA
This is a messenger RNA of Solanum dulcamara, 2080 nucleotides long. Its product is annotated as protein LAZ1-like. Bases 194 to 1651 code for a protein of 485 amino acids. The transcript is spliced from 8 exons. Gene Ontology annotation, biological process: transport. NCBI's taxonomy places the organism in Eukaryota, Viridiplantae, Streptophyta, Magnoliopsida, Solanales, Solanaceae. The record is from RefSeq and is a predicted model, not a curated record. Gene Ontology annotation, molecular function: transporter activity.